AUGGAUCAGGACCUCCAACAAGGCGAUGACACAUCCGUCCACGUCAAGCCCUCUAGUUAUGGCCGGCGUAGCAGUAGUGGCAUCGGAAAACGAGCUGCUGUUACUCCUCCUACGCCAUCAACAACAACAACAACAGCUCCACCAUGUGGUGCAUGCAAGUUCUUAAGAAGGAAAUGCAUUAGUGGGUGCAUCUUUGCACCAUAUUUUGGAUCAGAUCAAGGUGCAGCUCGCUUCGCUGCAGUCCACAAGGUGUUUGGUGCAAGUAAUGUUUCGAAGCUUUUGUUGCGUGUCCUUCCAAACCGACGACAUGAUGCAGUUCUCACCAUUUCUUAUGAGGCUCAAGCUAGGUUGUCUGAUCCUGUUUAUGGAUGUGUCUCUACAAUACUUGCUUUGCAGCAACAGGUGGCCUCAUUGCAAGCCGAGCUCUCUGCUGUGCAUAACCAGCUGAUGAGCAGUAGGUUAGCCAUGGUGAAUGCUCUUCAGAGCAUACAGCAGCAUCAACAGAAUCAGCCUCUUCAUCAACCACCAAAUUUUGCAGUGCUUCAGCCGGCUUACUCUAAUAAUUCGUCGGUCUCCAACAAUCUUGUCAACCUCAGCAGCUUAUCUUCCAAUUUCGACAUUGCAGUUGAGACGACUGCACCAUCGUCCCGUAGCUUUGACCCUCUUCAGCUCUCCCGGCUUUCACAGGAGGAAGAGGAUGAGGAAGAUGAGACCCAUAAUCCAGCUGCUCUCGCCAAUCAGAUACUUCACCAGAAAUAA
Messenger RNA from Telopea speciosissima, 759 nucleotides. RefSeq names its product LOB domain-containing protein 20. Gene Ontology annotation, cellular component: nucleus. The transcript has 2 exons. Gene Ontology annotation, biological process: positive regulation of DNA-templated transcription; hormone-mediated signaling pathway. NCBI's taxonomy places the organism in Eukaryota, Viridiplantae, Streptophyta, Magnoliopsida, Proteales, Proteaceae. The record is from RefSeq and is a predicted model, not a curated record. The coding region runs from base 1 to 759 and encodes 252 amino acids.